Belonocnema kinseyi is the source of this 3790-nucleotide messenger RNA. RefSeq names its product protein Fe65 homolog. The coding region runs from base 483 to 2387 and encodes 634 amino acids. The record is from RefSeq and is a predicted model, not a curated record. The transcript has 13 exons. Gene Ontology annotation, biological process: regulation of DNA-templated transcription. Gene Ontology annotation, cellular component: nucleus; cytoplasm. NCBI's taxonomy places the organism in Eukaryota, Metazoa, Arthropoda, Insecta, Hymenoptera, Cynipidae. Gene Ontology annotation, molecular function: amyloid-beta binding; transcription factor binding.
CGGUGUUUCAUUGGUCCGUAAUAAGCGAACGAGCUAUCGUACAAAAUCGCGAUUAACGAGUGCAAUUUUCCCAUCACUGAUUCAUUAAAGCCAAAGCUUGUUCUUCUCUUUCAGAUUGUCACGCAAUUUGACAAUAAAUUGAAUUGAGUAAAAAGCCGCGAAAUUUGAAUUUCGUUUAAAGAAUUUAAAAAAUAUAAUUUUUUAAAUUAAGGCAGAUUGUUUGGAAAAUUUGAUUGAGAUGCCUCUAAUUGGGUUGAGAGAUCAGGUGUGAAAUGGUUUAAAUUGUUUUAUAAGGGAAACAAUAUCUCUGGAACUUGGAGACAUUUAAGUGGUAGAAGAAGGAAUUCCCGUGGCGCAAUGUGCUCGCGAAACGAGUAAGCAUGAGUUAAGUUUCCCGGAGCGCACGAUCCUCGCGUUGUUACAUACUACAUAGACUGUUUUUACAUUUGUCCUUCGAGAACUUCGAGGUUGACGAAGGCACGAUGGUACUACAUACUGUAAAUCAAAAUGGCCUCCUCUCUUUUGAAAAUCCGAAUUACCACCUGGAUCCAGCUCGUCUGGAUGACGCUCUAAAUAGCAACGAUAAUGGCAGUACGUUGUACGAAGAGCUUUAUCAAGGACUCGUUACAAGUGGUGGUAGGGGAGGUGAAGUAAUGGGUGGUGGAGGGGGUAUCACAAGAGCGCAAGCGCGGAGGACUUAUGCCGCUUUAGAUCUUGGUAGCAUGGGGGUCGAUGUGACCCAAGGCCCACUCACCAAAAAUUCUGUCAAUGACUGUGCUCCUGUUAAAACGGACAAUCACAUUUUGGGCUUCUGCGAGAAAGGAAGUAUCGAUACUAUAGACAUGGGUGGAACACCCCACGUGGAAGGUGGAUUGAAUGAGUUGCACAAUGUUCCUGUGAAAAGGCGACAGCCCAAGGAGCAGAAAAAUGCAAUUUUGCAGAACAAUGUGACGGAAAAGCCACCUGCAGCCAUCGACGGUGACAUCAUCGAGUCCAAGGACAAGGACGAAAAUCUCCCACCAGGAUGGGAAAAACACGAGGACCACGAAGGUCCCUACUACUGGCACAUCAAAAGCGGAACUAUCCAAAGAGAGCCACCAGAAGCACAGAUUAUUUCAAAAACAGAAAAUCGACGAUCUCUUGUCAAGAGCAAUGAUAGUGUGAAUAAUUUUCACGCAAUCGGCGGUAUGACAAAUACAGUAACACGUAGUAACACAAGUGCAGCUUUAAGCCAGGAACUCAAGAACAAGAGGAAAGAAGAACUAGCACUUAAAAGGAGAAGUUACCCAGCUAGAGCAGAUUCUGAAGGUAGAGACAAACGAAUCAGAUUUGCAGUCCGGUCCUUUGGUUGGGUGGAAGUUGCAGAAGAAGAUGUGACUGAAGAAAGAAGUAGAAAAACUGUUAAUAAAUGUAUCGUAGAUCUGACCCUAGGUAGGAAUGACCUUCUCGACGUUGUUGGUCGAUGGGGUGACGGUAAGGACCUUUUCAUGGACCUAGGCGAAGGUGCUCUUAAACUCAUAGAUCCCGAAAAUCUCACAGUCCUCAACACACAGCCAUUCAGCACACUCAAAGUUUGGGGAGUAGGACGUGACCAGGGAAACGAGAGGGACUUUGCAUACGUAGCGAGAGACAAAUCGACCCGGAAAUACAUGUGCCAUGUGUUUCGAUGUGAUAUCCCGCCGCUAACUAUCGCCAAUACACUGCGUGAUGCUUGCAAAAAGGUCUUGAUUGAACGGGAGCUUCAUCAAAAUCCAGCCAGACCUUUGGAUAUCAAUGGUAGAACAAAUUUGGCCGCGAGACCAACGAAUCUUCCCACAGAGCAUCGACGCUUCCAUAGAAAUGGACAGGCUCUUGUCACGCAAUCGUUUCCAACACCAAUGGAGGAACCUAAGAAAGUGCUACGGGCGCAAUAUCUUGGAUCGAUGCAGGUCACACAGGCCACUGGCAUGGAAGUGUUAAAUAACGCGAUAGACCACACCGUUACUAAUACUCCCUUGAGCCAGUGGCGAAAUGUCAAUGUGGCUGUUGCGCCGAGUAUGAUAUCUAUAUUAACGCCAAAUGAUGACAAGCUGAUCACAGAAUGUCGAGUUCGCUACUUGUCCUUCCUGGGAAUUGGACAAAACGUGAAACAAUGUGCUUUUAUUAUGCACACAGCUCAGGACACUUUCAUCGCGCAUAUCUUUAACUGCGAGCCAAGCAGUGGAGCUCUCUGCAAAACAAUCGAAGCUGCUUGCAAGUUGAGGUAUCAGAAGUGUCUCGAUGCCCACCCCCAAGGUUUCCGGAACGCCAGAAGCCUGAACACCCCUAACGGUCGAGGAUUGGGCGCCACUCUGAAGUCCCUCGUCGGCUCGCUCACUGGUCGAAAAAACAAACAGAGUGAAUCCUGAGACGAAGCUCUCUCGCUACAGGAACUCUGGCCGCUGCCUGAGCGAGAGAUCAUCAAACACACACACUUGCAGUCGCCUCUGACCCUGUUGUACUUUGGUGACUCCCCUCCGAGCGACUCGCUCAGAUCGCUGCUCUCACCUUCUCUCGACACCAAACGCAAACAGUUUGCACGCUGGGAAAGCAACCCCUAAAAUCUCCAAUGGAAGAGGAACUAAGGACUAGGAGAACGAUUCGGACCGAGUCGAGCGUUUCAAAAAACACUCGUGUAUCUCAGCUCUAGUGAACUACGCUUACGUGUGUUGGUAUGAUGUUGUAUGUUAUCGCAGUGUCUUGAUUAAUUGAUCGAGAAUCCUCGAGAAAAGCGAGCGGUUCCUUCCUCUAAGAGUCUAGGACAGGGCUCACCAUUUUCCACAGGUUUUGACUGACAUGAAAAGUAACUGACUGACAGAAAGCUUUUAUGUCAUUUUUUUUCUUCAAUUUCCAGAAAUCCUAUAAACUGUACAAAGGGUUAGCCUCUAUAUGGUCAGUCAGUACACAGAUGGAAGUAAAGGACUAGAGUUGAGUUCGAUAAAGGUUUUGUUGGGAUCUAUUUGACCUAGUCUUUGUGACUGAAACUGUAAGUCAUAUCAUUCAAUAACUGCCGUAGGGGUGAGCCCUGUUCUGCGACCUAGAUUUAUCUAAAAGGCUCGAUCACUCGAAAAAAGAUAGAGGUUUCCUUUUUGGGGAAUUCUAUGCCAAACUCACAAAAAUUAAAUAUAAAUAUCAACAUUUUUUUAAUUUGCACAAAUGAUUACCUGUAGAACAUUAAAUUUAACUAACCAACAUUUUGGACUCAAUUUCACAAUUAAAUUUUAUUGAACUAAAAUUAUAUUGUUUCAAAAGAAUUCGUGUUUAUGCGGCAGAUUGAUGGGUAUUGGAUUAAAUGCGGUAGAAUUUAAAUUAAAUCAACAGAAUUUGACCUAGUCCAACCGGAGUAAUUCAAACUGAAUGAGACUAAAAUAAAUUCAACUGAAUAAAAGAGAAUUCAAGUUAAUCCAAAUAAAUUGUGAGUGAAUUAAACUCACAAUUUAACUGAGAGCUGAAUUACAAUUAACGACGGUUGAUCAUUUACCGAAUUGAUUCAGUAUUUGUUCACUUAAGUUGGAACUAAAUGUUUUAUUCACGUCGAAAUAGUUAUCGCAUUGAAUUCGCACAUUUUUAUGUUAAAGCGAUAAUAAAUGCGAUAGUUUUUUAGGAAUAAAUUUGGAUACAAUAAUAUUUUACAAUUAAAUUUCUCUUUUCACAGGUAUUAACUGUGCAAGUUUUAAAAAAUCCCUGAAACUAAUAUUUGAUUUUAAUGAGUUUGACGUGGAGUUCCCCUCGCCCUACGCAGAAUGAAUCUCGAAAGGUAUUGUGUGUACAU